This is a messenger RNA of Angiostrongylus costaricensis, 1473 nucleotides long. NCBI's taxonomy places the organism in Eukaryota, Metazoa, Nematoda, Chromadorea, Rhabditida, Metastrongylidae. The record is from the annotation of a GenBank genome assembly.
AUGACGUUGAAGCCGGAUCUUGCUUCCGAUGGUAUCAAGUAUUUGAUUCAAGAGACUGAUACAUGUUUUGAUGGUAUCGUUGGUGUACCCUAUGCCGCUUUGCCGUACGCAACUUUGGUGUCUUUUCGUUGCAAGAAGCCGCUUAUUAUUAUUAGAAAAGAGGCGAAAACGUAUGGUACCAAGAAAUUAAUUGAAGGUGUUUAUGAUAAAGGUGCUAAAGUGAUCAUCAUCGAGGACGUUGUAACAACUGGAGGAAGUAUUAGAGAGGUCGUAAGCACUUUACGCGCUGAAAGUCUCGUAGUUGAGGACGUAUUCUGCAUUCUUGACCGUGAACAAGGUGCUGCAGCGAAACUUAAGGAGGACGGGAUCACGCUGCACAGAUAUGUAGUCUCGGUUUUUCCAUCCAAGAAAUUAUUCUUAUUCAUGAAGUCAUCGUUUAUUGCUUUCAUUUUCAGUCUUCUUAAUAUGGAGGCCGUAAUCUGUUUCCUCCGAUCUGUUGGCGUUAUUAAUGCUGAAACUUGUUCAGAUAUUAUUGCAGCACUAAAUCUCAGCUACAAGGAGGUAACGCUUUUACAGAUAUCUUCGGAAAUGGAAGACCUAGCGAGUCUUCCAGUUCAGAACUUGGCACGUUUACCUCUGCAUGAACGCGCGAAAGAAGCUGUCUGUUCUUUGAAUAAAAAAAUUUUCUCGUUAAUACUCAAGAAGAACUCUAAUCUUUGUCUUGCAGUGGACUAUACUGAAGCAGACAAGAUUAUUCAGUUGAGACUCGCCUGUCUUGGCGGUGAUUGUCCUCGUAUAAUUCCAACGAAGUGCUUAAAAUUACAGCUGGUUGAGAAAGCAGGUCCAUUUGUCAUAGCCAUCAAAGUGCAUGCUGACGCAAUCGUGGACUUCUCCAAAGACUUCACUGCACGAUUAGUCCGGCUGGCUAAGGACCACGAAUUUUUCAUUUUCGAAGACAGGUAUUCAAAAGGAAACACUAAUCUUCUUCAGCUGAAAGGAGCUCUUCAUGUGGCCGAAUGGGCUGAUUUGGUCACAGUUUAUGCGACGCAAGGUUUUGAGUCAAUAGGACCAGCUUUUCGUCAGGUUGUCCUGGAUCCUGCAUACCGCUUGAGUGGGAUUUUGCUUAUCGCACAGCUUAGCACGAAGGGCUCUCUCACUUCUCUUCCUGGCUAUACCCAAGGUGGAUACUAUGUUUACUUUAUUUUCGAGGCAUACAUUACAAAAGAAUCUAUAGCGGUAACUGAGAUGGGUGAAGCCAACCAAGAUGUGGUUUGUGGUUUCAUCUGCCAAGCUCGUGUUUCAUCUCAUCCACACAUGCUUCACUGGACUCCUGAUUUAUACCUUCAGGCAAUUAUACGCCAACAAAACGACAUAGUGAUCGUUGGUAGAGGAGUAACUUCGAGUACGAGUCCCAUCCAGGAGUUGACUCGCUAUAGAGAGGCGGGUUGGACAGCACUUAUGGCAAAGAACUAG